GACUCCGCCCCUUCCUGUUUGCUGCAGCGAGGUGUUCUUCAAAUAUGGCGCAGUUUCAACAUGAGCGUUUAAAACAAGACGCUGCUUGCGGAGACGUGAAACUGGCGUCUGAUGUUCAUCCAGUCUUGAACCCGGAUUAAAAAUGAUCUGCCCUGACCAAAUGACUCAAAGCUUUUGUGGAUUGAAGUCGCCUCGGUGUCAAACAGCCUACUAGCUUAGCGCCUGGUAUUUGACCAUGGGCUAGGGAGAGCAGCAGGCCGCAGCAGCGCCAUGUUGGAAAUUGCUGCGUUUGUUAUUUGAAGCAGAAGAGGCGCGACCGACCGGAAAUGGCGUUUCAGCUGCGAUUUGUUUGGCUGCUGGAGAUAAAUGUCUGGAACUAGCAGCAGAUCGAUAAUCUAGCCGAGGAUCGCUUCAAGCUGCCUGGGGGAUCCGCUUGACCAAUCAAAGAUCACAGUUCAGUUUUACUAGUUCUUCUUCAUGAUGAUGGAGGAAAAGCUGCAGACGUUUUCCGUUCUGCCUGGUGGCUCAGCUGGUUUCCUGCUGCAGGUUUUUGUUGGACGGUUUCUCACUGUGUUAACUGGGGUACCACUCUGACUGAACCUGCACACACAGCGCAACAAAAACCUCCAGGCUCUCCUGAUCCACCUGGGAAACCCUUAAAACCUCCACGGAGACCCAAACAACCGGAACCAAGCUGUGUUUCAGAUCCAACCGGAUCUCCUUUCAUGCUCCAGGUUUCAUGGCUGCUCCGUUCUGAGGUGGACCAGGAUUUUUGUCCUGGUUGGGUUCCUCUCAACACGUCUUCAGGUUUUUGUAUGAGGUCGUAUCACUGUGAUGCUCUGACGUUCGGAAAGCGGAUCCAACUCACCGUCUCUCCUAAAGAUGACUCCCCCGUCAGUCCGACCCUCUUCCUCCUCAGUCCCCUGCAGCCCGCCGGUUCCUCCCAGAACGUCGGGUCCCCGUCGGGUCCAAACGUCUGUCUGGCUGCAGGUUUCCGUCCAAAGGGGGCCGACAUGGUUCUGAGAACCACGGGGGGUCCGAUCUCCCUGAAAACGAGUGCAGCCCGUCUGUCGCCGAUCACCGGAACCUACUACUACCCCGGCUUCAGCGACGACACCAUCCGCUCCUGCAGCCUGGACCAGUCGGCGUCCGGCGGCGGCCAGUCGGCGUCCGGCGGCGGCCAGUCGGCGUCCGGGGGCGGGGAAACAGGAAAUCAACCUGAAGGGAUUCAUCCAGAAAAAUCCCAGCAGAACUUCUGGGUUCUGCUGAUCAGCGCCGUCCGGUUGAUCCUGGCCAAAGCCGUGACCUUUAACACCAUCCUGACCGUCAGAACCUUGACCCUGUGACCCGUCUGGGCCGCCGUCCGAACCGCCUGCAGGACGUAGAAACGCGUCACUCAGAUUGUAUAGAAAUGAAUCAGGAGGAGAAACUGAGUGAAAUGUUUGUUUUAAAUUGAUCAAAUAAAAAUAAAAUGUUUCCUGUUUUUAUCGGCUAAAUUUAUUAUUUUGUUUGAUUCUUACAAAAACGCCUCCAAACAAAGUUUGCAAAAGAAAUAAAGUUAUUAUUAAGCACAAGUUAAAUUUAGCAGCAUGUUUCUGUUUAUGAAAAUAAGUUUUUUAUCUUUUUGCUUUAAUUCUUUUGUCUUCACAGAAACAAAAAUGAAGGAAACGGUUCAAUUCGAUGUUCUUCCUGGUUUGAUCAGAAACGUUUGGCAGAAUUUUAACAACCAGCUUCAGGUUUUAAUGACAGAAAAGUUCAGAAUAUUCUGACUGAACUAGUUCAGUUCAGUUCAGUUCAGUUCAGUUCAGUUCAGUUCAGCCUCUGAUCUGUUUGUUGAGAUGAAUGAAUGAAUGAUGUUAGCAGGUUAGUGAUGAACGUGUGAAACGCUCUCAGACCAACUCUUCAGUCUUUCUUGGAUUGAAUCUUGUUGAAAGUGCAGCAGAGGUUGAUGAACUCCUUGUUGUUCUGAAUUGGACCCGAGCGUCUUCAGUUUGGUCGGUUGGAACCGCAGAGCAGGAAGCUGAAGCUGCAGAUGGAACCAAAAACGGCUGCAGGUUUCACAUCGACUUCCUCCUUCUGACUUUAUUCAUGUUUUACUUCACAGCUUCAAUAAAAGUCUAAAAAACAAA
Gambusia affinis (western mosquitofish) is the source of this 2129-nucleotide messenger RNA. RefSeq lists its product as uncharacterized. Lineage: Eukaryota; Metazoa; Chordata; Actinopteri; Cyprinodontiformes; Poeciliidae. The record is from RefSeq and is a predicted model, not a curated record. The transcript is spliced from 7 exons. Bases 726 to 1346 code for a protein of 206 amino acids.